GAAGAAAACAACGGCGAACCUGUUUAAUUGGGUGGGUGCACUAAUCACGUACGCCAUGGCCGGAGAUGAUCAGGAGCAAUAUGUUAUAACCAUAGAGAAACUGCCUAGCUUGGAUGAAAGGUUUGAUGAAUUGGAGAGGGCAGGAGACUACGAUAUUACGCCAAAUAAAGCUGGAAAGGUUCCACCCUUCAUGCGAACUCACCCAAAUCUCUGUAAGUAUUUUGAGCCGCGCUUUGUAUCAUUCGGUCCUAUCCAUCAUGGUAAGCCAGAAUUCCAGUCAGCAGAGGAGUACAAGCUUAGAUUGGCAAACUACUUCGUCAACGACAGUGGUAAAAGUUCUGAUAUUUUGUACAAGGAAGUUGAGGGCAAGUACGAGUCACUGGUGUCGUACUUCGACGAGGUGGUGGUCGGUAAUUACGAGAAGGAGGAACUCGCCUGGAUGCUGUUUGUGGACGGGUGUGCAGUUUUACAGUCCAUUUUCUGUGCAGUUCAGGUAACAUUCGAAGAAUUGAAAAUUGAACAGGAUAAAAUGGCUUUAUGGGAACAGGAUUUGUUCUUGUUGGAGAACCAACUUCCGUAUCAACUCUUACUGGAUUUGAUGGAUUCCAGCCAAAAGAAAGAUCAAUUGAGGGAAUCCAUCGAAGUCUUCAUCAAUAAGCAUAGCGUGGCGCUGCAUAGCUAUAAUCAGAAAGAGCCCAAGUGGGCAGCCCAUAUUCUUGAUUACCUCUGGCAGCUUCUCGUGGACGAAGAAAUGAAUCAUCAGCCUUUAUAUUCCCGCAAUAAAUCAGGGUAUCGAGCUGCAGGGUACCGCCAAUCCGUCCCGUGGCAUCACAACGCGCAGGAACUUAAAACCGCAGGAAUCAAUGUGAAGCCUAGUAAAGGUACCUUGACAGACAUAGAUUUCGCCUAUAAUCUACUGAAUUUCUCCGGAUACCUCUCGAUACCUCCAGUAGUAGUUGAUUACACAACGGGGUUCAAGCUCGUCAACUUGAUAGCCCACGAAAUGACGCUCCCAGGUAUGUCCAAUUACGACGGGGUCACCUCUUACGUAUCAUUCCUCGGUUCAAUCCUCGAUGGAACCGGUGACGUCAAGCAACUAAUCAAAGCACGCGUCCUCUUCAACUACCUUGACAAGGACGAUGAAGUGUUUCAACUCUUCAAAGAUAUAUCCACCAACUUGAUGCCUGUCCCAAAUGAAUUUCAUGUGAAUCUCAAGCGCAGGAUUGAGAAGUACUACGGCAACAAAUACAAGAUAUGGAUGGCUCAAUUGUUUCACGAUCUCUUCAGCAGACCCUGGAAGAUCCUUACUUUUUCUGCCUCUGUCUCCGCGCUUCUUCUAACUGCCACUCAGACUUUGUACCCAAUUUUCUCUACAUCUGGCCACGGCGAAGAUCAAGUCCGCAAGAAAUUUAAUUGAAACACACGAUCGAUCGAUCAAGAGGAAACAAAGGUACUGAGAAUUCAUUUUCUCGUGGUUAAUUUCUUAAUUAAUUUGCCUCUACCUGCAUGCAUCGAUCUACCUAUAAGCUAAAGGAUAUGGGUUUAAAUAUUCUUUGCCUCAGGUAAGUCAUAUUUCUUUCCAACAAUAAAUGAAUCUUAAAGACUGAGUUCUACGUAUGUACAUACGCAUAUAUAGGCCAAUUACCUGGUGUAAUUAAUGUAAUGUGUGUGAGAUAAAUAAUAUUAAUGAUUAAUUAUGUGUAAUAUAUAA
Molecule: messenger RNA, 1711 nt
Organism: Carya illinoinensis
Lineage: Eukaryota; Viridiplantae; Streptophyta; Magnoliopsida; Fagales; Juglandaceae
Exons: 1
Coding region: 56-1417 (453 amino acids)
Source: RefSeq, a predicted model, not a curated record